AUGGUGUCGAAAGCAAAUGUGACUCUGGUUGUACUUGGAGUCUUGGGUGUCGUCUUCCUGGUACUGGGGUGUGUGCUGAUUCAUGUGUUUACCAACAUGAUUCAUGAUCAGGUGGUCCAAAAUUUGCCACUGAAGAACGGGUCAAAGUCUUUCAAGAUGUGGUCAGACCCAACAAGCCCAAUCUACUUCCAAGUGUGGAUGUAUGAUGUUGUAAACCAUCAAGAAGUUCUGAAUGGAGACAAGCCAUAUGUACUUCAGAAAGGACCUUACACUUACAAGGAGAUUAAGCAAAAGUUUAACGUGACCUACAACAAUAAUGGUACGAUGAACUACAGGGAGAGAAGCACUUACAUCUUCAAGCCAGAGUUGUCUGCUGGGUUAGAGAAUGAUACAUUCGUCUCUGUUAAUUUGCCCUUACUGACACUUAUUUACCUCACUCGAUGGGAGAGCCCACUUUUCAAGGAACUAUUUUCUGUACUGUUGAGAACUCUUGGUGAAAGUUUGUUCGUGAAACUGUCGGUGCAUGAUCUCAUGUGGGGAUACAACGACCCAUUUUUUGAGACUGUGGAUAAGCUGGCCAAAUUUUUUAACCUGUCACUUCCAAUCCCAGAAAAGUUUGGCCUGUUUUACAAUAAAAACAACUCAGAUGACGGCCUGUAUCAGAUCUACUCUGGCAUCAAUGGUGUGGAUAACUUUGGCAUGAUUGUCACUUGGAAUGAGGAAAGCCAGCUCACUUACUGGAAUUCAAGUAUCGCCAACAUGAUCAACGGAACAGAUGGAACCAUUUAUCCACCUUUUAUUGACACUGCAGAAACUAAGUACCUCUUUUCUUCAGAUCUCUGCAGAUCUCUAGGUCUGGAGUACCAGGAUGUGGUCAAUGUCCGAGGAAUAGAUCUAGACAAGUUUGUGGCUCCCGACAUCAUGUUUGCCAACACUACGGUCAACCCUUACAACAAAGGCUUCUGCAACUCAGAAUGCCUACCCUCUGGCCUUCUGAAUGCUAGCGUUUGCAGACAAAAUGCACCAGUCAUCAUGUCCAUGCCUCAUUUUCUGGGCUGUGAUGAAGAUGUGGCAAAAGGUGUCAAUGGUAUGCACCCCAACAGAGAAGAGCACCAGAGUUACAUUGAUAUUGAACCCAGAACUGGUGUUGCCAUGAAUGUUGGCAAAAAGUUGCAGAUAAAUACCUUCAUUGAGAGAGUGGAAGGCUUCAGCGAGACCUACAACAUCAAGCCAGUCUUCUUCCCCGUCCUGUGGAUAAAUGAAAGUGCAAUGAUAUCAGAAAGUGAUGCUGCCGAGUUCCGCAGUGAGGUGCUGGACAAGAUAGAGCUGACCAAGGGUGUCCAGUUUGGUCUCAUAGGUCUUGGGGCCCUUUUGAUGCUGAUUGUGGUCAUUGUUCUGGUGGCCAGGAAGCUCUGUUUGACCCAAGCCUCACUUACAAUUAACAGUGAUGACGAUGAGCCAAUGCUGAUUCCUGCUGCAUAA
Candidula unifasciata is the source of this 1482-nucleotide messenger RNA. The record is from the annotation of a GenBank genome assembly. Lineage: Eukaryota; Metazoa; Mollusca; Gastropoda; Stylommatophora; Geomitridae.